Sporothrix brasiliensis 5110 is the source of this 849-nucleotide messenger RNA. RefSeq lists its product as uncharacterized. The record is from RefSeq and is a predicted model, not a curated record. The coding region runs from base 1 to 849 and encodes 282 amino acids. Lineage: Eukaryota; Fungi; Ascomycota; Sordariomycetes; Ophiostomatales; Ophiostomataceae. The transcript has a single exon.
AUGGUGAUCCCUCCCUUCCAUCGUCGCCAAAUCGGCGUCAGCAGCAGCAACCCAUUUUCGCAUGGAAACGGCUUCCCAGGAAGCGGCGGCAACGACAACGGCGGAAGCAGUGGUGGAGCGAGUACUGGCACAAACACCGGGACGGGAAAUGGGAGUGGCAGCGGCAGCGGGGGUGACGGCGGAGGCAACAGUGGAGGCACCAGUGGAAGCACCAGUGGAAGUGGUACUUCGGGCAGCGGCGGUACUUUGACCAGCGGAGGCGGCACGGCCACAACUGGAGGCAGCAGCGACACGUUGGGCGGUGGCUACGACAGCGGCCGCGGGCCCGGAAAUGGCCUUGGAAGCGGCUACGGCCCCGGAAUGUCCGGCCUCGGCUCCAACGCCAUUGCCGGCAUUGCCGUCGGGUCUGUGCUCGCCUUUUUCCUCAUUGCGGCUGUGCUCAUCUGGCUAUGCACGCGGCAGCGGCGUCGACAGCAGCUGCAGCAGAACCAUGAGCAGCAAGUUCUUGCCAAGGCGAUGCAAACCCAUCGGCUGGAUCACCAUGGCGACGACGCAGCGGCCUUUGCCAAAGAAGCGAACGGCUCGCGCGUCCAGCUGCCGCAACCAGGACUGCCUACUCUUCCCGACGACCCCCCGGCCUACGAAGAGAGUCAGCAGCAGCAGAGUGUUCAUGACGUUGGACAUAUUCCUUCUUUUGGCCAGAGCAACGCGGCCGACAUCGAACGCGCCGUAGGAUCCGUUUCGGACGGGUUUCGCCAGUACAGCCCACCGCCGCCAGUCAACGAUGUCGGCAACAAAGGGAGUCUCGACAUUCCGGAGAGAAGGCCAGAACAUGGACAGCAGUUAUAA